AUGGGUGAUUUACCUAAUUGGGAAAUCAAUGAUCACAAUGAAAUCUAUAUAAUCAAAGCAGAGUCAAUGAAGAAAUCAUAUGAAGGCAUUGUAAAAAAACUACAAAAGGAAAGAGUAAAAUAUGUCAAAUAAUAAUAAACAUCCAAUGAAGAACAUUAAUAAGAAAAACCCACCUCAGAUCUCAUUUAAUAAUUCUCCCUUCUUAAAUCGGAAUUUGUCUAGAGGUAUCAGACCAAGGCCUCGAUGCAGAGAGGGUAACUCAAGCUGAAGAAAAGAAUAGAACUAGUCUAAGAGUAGCUAAAAGAAUAAAGCAAAAUACAAUAAUAUUAGUAAUAAUAGCAACAAUAGUAAUAAUUAAACUAGUUUAGAAAAAUGACUUGA
This is a messenger RNA of Paramecium tetraurelia, 381 nucleotides long. RefSeq lists its product as uncharacterized. Lineage: Eukaryota; Ciliophora; Oligohymenophorea; Peniculida; Parameciidae. The record is from RefSeq and is a predicted model, not a curated record. The transcript has a single exon.